Molecule: messenger RNA, 2426 nt
Organism: Rhagoletis pomonella (apple maggot)
Lineage: Eukaryota; Metazoa; Arthropoda; Insecta; Diptera; Tephritidae
Exons: 3
Coding region: 1477-1854 (125 amino acids)
Source: RefSeq, a predicted model, not a curated record
UGCCUCUGUCUGCACAAGUUUUAAUUGGAAAAAGUGAACGUGUUGUGUUAAAAGAUGUAUCUCCUGGCACAUAUUGUCAUUUAGGAAUUGCAAACGGGCUCCGAAAAAUUUCCUCUGUCUUGGAAAACUACAAUGAGUUAUAUGUGGACAUCAAUAUAGACGGAAUACCACUCUUUAGGAGCUCUCGAGUUCAGUUAUGGCCUAUUUUGUUAAAACUUGUGAAUAUAAAAGAAGUAGUCGAUCCUUUCCCGGUGGGAAUCUACCUAGGAAAAAGGAAACCAAAUUGCUUAGACACGUUUUCUAUGAAUUUGUAAACGAAUGGAAAAGUUUAGAAAACAAUUUUUUUAUUAAUGAGAAGUUAAUAAAACUACAUAUUCGUUGUUUGAUAUGCGACACGCCAGCCAAAGCUUUUGUUAUGGGCGUUCCAGGACACACUUCCAAGAACGGGUGUACGAAAUGAACACAAACAGCUAAGAAAAUAGGCAAUGUUCUCACUUACAGCCCUUCACGUGGUUCUUUAAUUUCCGAUGAAGAUUUUUUUAACAGAAAAUAUGCUGAUCAUCAUCAAAAAAAAUUUUUGUCUAACAAAACACCGCUGGAGUCAUUGAAACUGAAUAUGGUAACGCAAGUACCUUUAGACACAAUGCACUUGAUCGAUCUGGGUGUCAUGCGCAAAAUACUAAUUCGUUUGGUGAAUAAUAAAAUUACGCGUAAAAUUUCAAAAGAAAAGCUGUGCCAUAUAUCCGAGAAUCUGCUCCACAUUGAACGCUUCAUUCCGCCUGAGUUUGCCAGAAAGCCAAGAAGACUUUUUUUAUGAAUUUAUGCUAUUGCAUUGCGCAUAUAGGCUACUAAACUGUCCCCGACAAAUAAAUGUAAAUUUUCAGCAAGCUCACGAUCUACUUCAGAUAUUUGUUACGAAUUUCCCAAUCGUUUUCGGAAGUGACAGCAUUUCAUUCAACGUCCGCAGCCUUAUUCAUUUAGUUAAAUGUGUCGAAAAAUACGCAGUUGCUUCCUGUUUUUCGGCGUACAGUUUUGAAAACAAAUUGCAAAUGAUAAAAAAACAGGUUAAAAAGCCGAAUAAGAUUCUGGAGCAAAUAAUUAAUAAAGAGAAGAACGCAAAAUUAAUAAGAACAGAAAACAACUAGUCCAAGUAUUCUGGAGGAUUUCUCGUGGGUGUUCAUAUAAGUAACGUUUUUUAUUCGAUUAAUGAACCAAAUAACAUUUGCUCCGUGAAACCUAACAUACCUAUAAAAAUAACUAGGUUCAUUGAUGGAGACAAGAAAUUUAUAAAAGGGCGUGCAGGAGUUUUUUUACAGAACCAGUCGAGUCCUGUACUUUGCGAAUUUGCAUGACAGAUCUUGUAGUAGGAGAAGAAGAAAUAUUUCCUCUAGAAGCUCUGGAAUACAAAUUUCUGCUGUUACCAUAUAAAUCUAAAUUUAUAAUAAUACCAAUUCUCCACAGUUGGCAAUAAUUGCAAUGUCAGCGCCACCAAAGAAAGCAAAGCGGCAUGAAUCCUCUAAACGUACAUGUCAUCUAUGCGAGCAAUUAAAUGAAAAAUGCGACAAACUUUACGAAAAAUUAAGUGCGAUGGAAGAAAAAUCCAGACAGCAAUCUGAUAAGUUUAGCGAUAUUUUGGCUGAGCACAAAGUACUUCUCAUGGAAUUAACGCAUCAAAAUAAAGCAUUGCAAACAUUGAAAGGUAUUUUCCCUAUAAAAUCAACAGAGGAGCUGAAAAAUUUGGACGAACUAUUGGAAAUACAACCAGAAAUAUAUUUAAGUAAUUUAGAACAAGUCUUUUAUUGCUAUACACAAAGAAAAGAAAAAGAGUUUCCGUUAGCCAAAGGAUUCAUCUAAAGAAAAUGCAGUUCCAAACAUAAACGAAACAAUAUAAAUACACCCAUGCAUGUACAUAUGUAUGUAGUACAAACACUAGAAGUCGAACUUAGCCAUAAUGAAUUUUCUUUUUUUAAUCCAGUUUUUUUUUUGUUGAAGUUUUAAACACUUCUUACAUUAUAUCUACAAAAAAAACUGGGCGCACUAAAACGUUAUAAAACAAAAAUGUAUUUUUGCAAUUCAAAGAUGUUUUUGUAUAUGUACAUAGUACAUACAUAGUUAGUUUUGUUUAUUAUACGUAAAUUUGGGUUAAAAAAGCUGCGCUUGAUUCUGUGCGACCACUUUUCUUGUGCCCAUACUUUAUGUAAAUUCUUUGUAAUCCUGUAUACAUUUGUACGUGCAGUGGCUCACAGUCGAUAUGAGCCUGUGAUAUUUUUUACAGUAUUUACUACGUUUUUUUGCAAAGUCGUUUUCUUGAAUUAAAGCAACUGGCUUACUUGACUGUGAGCCACUGUAAGUUAAUGGAUAAAUUUUUUGCUACAUGUACCUACAGUUAGGCAAUAAAGUUUAGGUACAGAGAGUUUUUUGCAAUA